AUGUCUCAAUCUCACACAUAUCAGUUCAUUUCUCAUAAGCCAGUCUCAGAUCCAGAGAUGGCCCCGAGCCUCCAGAGAACCCUGACCCGGUCUCGGUCCAGCCUGUGGCGCGGAUGGAGCCCGGGACUCCCUUCUUUCUCAGAGUACGAACGGACUGCAUACAAAUUCCCAUGGCUGCAAGACCCAGACGGCUCAUUCUCCCGACAAAAUCACGGGAACAAGCAUUCCGAUAUUAACCUAGAGACCCCCGGCCCAACAGACCGUUCCCACUUGCUGUCCUAUGACAACACUCAAAACGACCCAUCAAUGAUACCCCGACCAGAAAAGUCAAGUCAUGAACAGGGCAAUCAUUCUGAUGAUUCCGAGGAUCCAGACCUGGCAGGAUGCACCCGGUUCUUCUUUACACUAAACGCUAAUCGAACAACAGAUCCACUGAACCCCAAGAACUGGCCAAAGCACAAGAAAUGGACAGCCACCAUCUUAGUUUCCUGCUUCACUUUCAUAUCGCCAGUGUCCUCGACAAUGUUGGCACCAGCACUUGACACACUUGCCGAUGACCUCAACGUCGAGUCAGACAUUGAGACCUACCUCUUGAUGUCCAUCUUUCUCCUCGCCUACGCGGUCGGCCCCUUUGUGCUGGCGCCGCUAUCAGAGAUGUACGGCCGAGUUGUCGUGCUUCAGUCGGCGAACAUGUUCUAUCUCAUCUUCAAUACUGUAUGUGGCUUCUCCACAUCAAAGGAACAGAUGCUCGCAUUUCGGUUUCUGAGCGGUCUGGGCGGGAGCGCACCUCAAGCUCUUGGUGGUGGUGUACUGAGUGACUGCUUUAGAGCGGAAGAGAGAGGUACGGCAACGGCUAUAUAUGGUCUUGCCCCUUUCCUAGGCCCAGCGGUUGGGCCAAUUGCUGCUGGAUAUCUCACCCAAUACAUGUCAUGGCGCUGGAUCUUUUGGACAGUCUCGAUCGCCGAUGCAGUCGUCCAAAUCCUCGCGCUCCUCUUUCUCUCAGAGACAUACGCACCUAAGAUCCUGGCAGUGAAGGCAAAGAAAUUGCGCAAGCUCACCGGCAACAAAAAUCUUCGCACUGAAUAUGAACGGCCGGAUAAAACUUUUAGCCAGACACUAGGAAAGAAUUUGGUCAGGCCGUUCAGGAUGCUCUUCACGCAGCCAGCGUUGCAGAUUACGGCGCUGUACAGGGCUUAUCUUUACGGGCUGAUGUACCUCGUUCUUGCGUCGUUCCCACUUGUGUGGAGCGAGCAAUAUGACCAAGAACCAGGUCCAGCAAGUCUCAACUACAUUUCACUCGGCGUCGGCUUUGUCAUUGGACUUCAAGUUUCGGGGCCUCUCAUCGACAAGGUUUACCGAACGCUCAAAACGAGAAACAACGACACUGGCCUUCCGGAAUUCAGGAUACCUCUCAUGUUUCCCACAGCCAUAGUCACACCCAUCGGUCUUCUUCUAUACGGCAUAGGGGCACACUUCAAAAUUCAUUGGAUCGUUCCAAACAUCGGCGCAGCGAUCCUGGCUGCGGGGCUGAUUUUGUCUUUCCAGUGCGUACAGACGUAUGUCAUUGAUUCGUAUGAGCGAUAUGCUGCGAGCGCUGCUGGUGCGGCAGCAUUCGUGAGAACCAUGGCUGGCUUCAGCUUUCCUCUGUUUGCGCCGAAGCUGUACGAUGUGCUCGGCAUAGCAUGGGGGAAUGCGCUUCUAUCUGGGAUCGUUCUUGUGAUGGGCAUCGUUGUGCCGGUGGUCAUGUGGAAGUGGGGUGCCUGGCUGAGGAGUAAGAGUCAGUAUUGUGCUGGCUAG
Colletotrichum gloeosporioides is the source of this 1797-nucleotide messenger RNA. RefSeq names its product Efflux pump vrtL. The coding region runs from base 1 to 1797 and encodes 598 amino acids. The transcript is spliced from 6 exons. Gene Ontology annotation, biological process: transmembrane transport. Gene Ontology annotation, molecular function: transmembrane transporter activity. NCBI's taxonomy places the organism in Eukaryota, Fungi, Ascomycota, Sordariomycetes, Glomerellales, Glomerellaceae. The record is from RefSeq and is a predicted model, not a curated record.